Hyposmocoma kahamanoa is the source of this 507-nucleotide messenger RNA. RefSeq names its product cuticle protein 19-like. The transcript has 4 exons. NCBI's taxonomy places the organism in Eukaryota, Metazoa, Arthropoda, Insecta, Lepidoptera, Cosmopterigidae. The coding region runs from base 30 to 428 and encodes 132 amino acids. The record is from RefSeq and is a predicted model, not a curated record. Gene Ontology annotation, cellular component: extracellular matrix.
UUCGAAAUUGUAUCAGGAUAAAUACGAAAAUGGUUUCAAAGGUAGUGAUCUUCGCAGUGACAUUGGCAGUGGUAUAUGCGCAGGAGUCGCAAGGACACGCUGUGUCUUCUCAGUACUACACUCAAGUCCUUCACCCCCACCCAGCACCUAGAGUAGAACGUCGUGAAGAGGAGCGCCGCGAAGAGGCUCCCAUGGCAGAUAAAGAACAUCAUUAUCCUUACCGCAAUUACGAGUACUCGUAUGACGUGAAAGACCCCCACACCCACGACGUGAAAUCGCAGCGCGAGCAUCGCGAAGGUGAUGUCGUCAAGGGCGAGUAUUCCGUGCAUCAGCCCGACGGAGUGGUACGCACUGUGAAGUACCACAGCGACCACAAGGGCGGAUUUCAUGCUGAUGUUUCUUACUCGCAUCCAACUCACCAUAACUAAUAAUAAAGUUAAUUAUUUAUAGCAUUUUAUAUCAAAUCUACAUACUUAAAAUUGUAAAAGCCUUAAUAAAUAAAAUAUU